UUUGGCUUUUAUGUUUUCAUCUGUGCAAAUGUACUUGCUUUGCAUGUUUGUUUUGCUUAAGGAUUGAGUUCUAGAGCUGUGUUAGUUGAGUACUAGAUGCAAGUAUAAUGUUAUUGCAGGAUACAAUUAUUCUUUAAACCCUGCAGCCAAUUUCACUGCACCUAAUUACUAAAUCUACCUUGUUGAAUACUUCUGAUGAAACCCUAUUAAAUACCACAUCCAGUCCGUAAGUUGUUUUAGUGCAUGUAUUGUUGCUUGGUAAAAUGAGAUAUAUCAUGAGUUAGUUUGCAUUGGCUCUCCCUUGAAGCCAGGACUAUGGAUCUAUUGGAUAAAUUUCGAACUUUGUCAUCAAUUUAUUCUCUUUCAUAAUACAUGAGGUGCUCCCAGAAGGUAUUUUAAGGUGCUCAGUAUGUGGAUGGGUAAAAAUUUAAGAGGAUUGCUUGUGAAAAGAUAUGCCAUGGAAGUAUCUCUUACUGAUAAAGCUGUAACUGAUUUCAAGACAAGACUUCCUUUCAUAAAAAAAAAAAAUAAAAAAAAAAAACUUAAUUAGCAUUUUUCAUGCUCUACAAAAUAACCUAAACAGGUUAGUGUAGAUGCUUAGGUAAUUGGAAGACUAUUUUGGAUAUAGAUUACUGCGUAGUUGCCAAAGCUGUGUAUAACAGCUAACUUAUAGGCAUUUUAUCCUGACAGAACCUACAAGGUUAAAUGAAGCUUUAUUGAUUCUUAUUUCUUUAUUAUAUUUUGAGCCUGUCCUUUUAAUUAUUUACUAUUCUUGAGAAGCGACUAAGUGUCAAAUUUUAAAGGCCCAUCCCACUGAAGAUUAGAGAUAAUAUUGAAGAUUAAAAUUUUCUUUUCAAGCACAAUGUCCUGUAGAGAAUUAUCUGUCUUUUUCAGUUUUUAUGUUGGACACUACCUAUCCACCUCUCUUAUCCCUUCUUUAUGUAUUACUCUGUAGUUAAAAAUUGUGUUAACUCUGUAGUUACAUUUUCCAGGAAAAUGGUUCUAUUUGGUUUGUAAAGGGUAGAAACUAGUUUUACGAAGCGUGAAAACAAUUCCUUUUGUAAGGAGUGCCACAUUCACUCUGUAUCAUACUUUUCUUAUUUUCUCCUCCCUUUUCAUUCCCUGCAUUUCCAAUUUUCUUUUCUCUCUAACCUUUCUGUCAAGGAGCCCAAGGAAGUUUAAUUUUCAAUUGCAUUUUCCCCUGGAAAAGAUUUUCCAUAUAAAGCCAUUUUUCAUUUGACCAAUCUAAUGGAGUCCAACUGUCCAAGUCUAAAUGAUCUCUUCUCAUCCAUGCUUACCUUAACCCAAGUGGUAACUAAUCCAUGGUGUUAGUUAUCAAGAGAGCUUAUCUGGCCAAACUCUUACAUGCGUGUUGCAGCUUAUUGUUGUUAGGUAACUUUGGAAGUUGUAUCAAUGAUUAUUGGCCAAGGCAUAAGUGUAUAGUAGUUGUUUUGUUGUGUAUGACUAGUGAAUGAGUCUUUGUUUUGAAGUGCUACCAUUCCUAAUAUAAACAUCUUUCCCUGACCUUUUGACAAAGGAAUAUGAGGUUUUCCAUUUAAUAGCGGAAUAAAAAUAAAAUUAAAAAAAAAAAAAAAAAAGCAUCAAGGAGUUCAUCCAGUUAAUAGCUGAAAAAAACAUUAAGGAGUUGAAGAAUGUAAUAACCUAAAAUUUACCUCACUAAUUAGCUAGAUGUUCAUUCAUCUUCAUGGUCAAGAUUAUUACAGCUGAUUACUGAUGUUUAUCCUGUCUAUGAGUUCAAAUAUGACGAUAUCACAGCGUUUAGAUUGUCUGAAAUGAUGCAGUGCUAUAGUGAUUGGGUAUCAUGUGGAGUAUAGAGCUGGUCCUAAGAUGUGGAUGAAGGUUUAUAUUAAGAAAGAUGAUGAGGAUAGUUUCUGCAAGUCCUACUGGUUGUAAUUGGCUGAAGGAAGUUGCUAAAGCAAACUAACCCAAGAUAGAAAUGGUUGGCUUAAUGAACCAGUUGAUCUGAAAAUCCCACGUGUUAUUUGGGAAAAAAGGGCAACCUUGAGGAUGGGAUCUGGUUCUACGGUUCUACCUAUUGGUGUGUAUUUUCUAAGGAGUGAGGCCUUGAGUGAAGAAGAGGGUGAGAAUUGCGCACAUAAGUUAAGGGUGUUGUUGGCUUAACUCCUCCAGUGUAAUCUGAUAAAUUUGUCUUUGGACUGUUCUCUGAAUAUCGUGAGUACUCCGUAUUAAAGAAUUCUAUUGCUGGUACCGUGUGUACCUUAAACUCCCUUGUCUUGCUACUUGUACUAAAAUCUAGGAGAUGUAUCUUUAUCUGUACUGUUGAUUGUGUAUUUUGAGGCUAAAGAUGGUUCCUGAUUUUGCAGAACCACUAAAAAUAAUAAUAAGUUUGUUGGGAUGCAAUGUUGAUGACAAUUUGCAUCACUAACUUCCCUCUUUAUGAGCAUGUAUUUGCACAUGUUGGUGUGUAUGUGCACGUUGAUUUUUCCCUCUGUUUCCAAUGGCUAGAACUUAGGAGUUAGGAGACUUGUCGCUGUUAUAAGCCAGUGGCGGACCCAAUUAAGUGACAUGGGGGGACAGCUGUCCCCCAUUUUUAAAAAAAAAAAAUUAAAAAAAAAAAGUGAAAAAAAACCAAAAAAAAGCAAAACGCGACACUGCUACAGAACGAAGAACAGCCAACAACACUCAGUCUUCACUCCUCCAAUUCGCCAUUGCCUCCACUGAGAUCGACCGUCGAGGCGUGCGUCGCUGCUCCACCAACCAGGCAACCACCGCCCUGCUGCGUCGCUGCUCUCGGUUCCUCACCACUCACCAGUUCACCGAGUCACCACAGCACCACUUCGGUCUUCGCAAAUCGGCAGCCUCUUCACUAGCUGCGUGCACCGGCGCCGCCUGCGUGCAACCAGGCAACCACCGUCUGACCGUCGAGCCUCGGCCGUCCGCCACUGAUGGUAUGUCUUGCUAUUUGCUAACCCUAAUUCGAAAUUCCCAAUUUGAAAUCCCCAAUUGACAAUUGUUAACCCUAAUUUCCAGAUUUUUGUUUAAUUAUUGUUAAUUUUAAUUGCAAUCUUUGUUGAAUUUUAAUUUUAAUUGCAAUUUUAAUUUUAGGUUUUACCGUUUUAUUAGUAUGCAUUCUAUGCAAUGAUGUGAAUUGUGGAAAUUGAUAUAUAUUUUUCAAUUUAAUUAGGAAAUGUCAAAUGAUUCACCUAAUUCAAACAAAUCCAAGGCUACUAGAAAACAACCCGAUCUUCGACAAUUCAUGUUUAAAAGAAAGAAACUCCAUGAAAAUGAGUCCAAUAACUCUCCUUCAUUAAGCUCCCCUCAAAGUCAAGAAGAUGAUAUGGAAAUGGGUGGUUCAAGUACUUGUAAUGUACCAUUGGAGGAAAAUUGGUAUACGAUGUUGAACUUCUUCCUCAUGAUCCGGGAAAAAGAAUAAACAUAAUGGAUUACCCCGCAAAUGAACGAAAUGCAGUUAGGAGGGGUUAUAUUCUUAAAAAACCUUGCCAACCAAAAACUCAUGACUUUCCUCAAAGACAAGUGUCUGGUUUACGUCGCUUUAGUGUUCAUUGGUUCAAGAAAUGGGAUUGGCUUGAGUAUAGUAUUGAAAAAGAUGCCGCAUUUUGUAUUGUGUGUUACUUGUUCAAGAAUGAAGUUGAUAGUUAUUCGGGGGUGAUGCAUUUGUUGAUGGAGGGUUUAGGGCAUGGAAUAAACCGGAAAGAUUUGAGAAGCAUGUUGGUGGAAUUAAUAGUGCUCAUAAUCUUGCUUAUGAGAAAUAUGUGAAUUUAAGAGAUGGAAAAAAAAAAUCAAUCUUGAAUGUGUUUGACAAUGCAAGUGAGGUGAUUAAGAGUGAAUAUUUUAUCCGCUUGAAUGCAUCUUUAACUUGUUUAAGAUUUCUUUUGGGGCAAGGUUUGGCAUUUCGUGGACAUGAUGAAAGUGGGGAGUCAUAUAAUAGGGGUAAUUUCCUUGAGCUUUUGAAAUGGUUAGGAGAAAAGGUUGAGGAAGUAAGACAACAUACUCUUGAAAAUGCACCUAAAAAUUGUCAAAUGAUUUCCCCUUCUAUUCAAAAGGACAUUAUUAAUUGUUGUGCCAAAGAAACAACUAGGUGCAUAAUAGAAGAAGUUGGUGAUGAUUACUUUGCCAUAUUAGCCGAUGAGUCAAGUGAUGUGUCCCAAAAAGAACAACUAGCUCUUGUUUUGCGCUUUGUUAAUAGAGAUAGUGGAAAGGUAAUGGAGCGAUUUUUAGGCAUUGUUCAUGUUGGUGAUACUACCGCUUUAACUCUUAAAGAUGCAAUCAUGUCUUUACUUGUUGAACAUUCAUUGAGUCCAUCUAUGAUAAGAGGGCAAGGGUACGAUGGAGCUAGCAACAUGAAAGGUGAAAUAAAUGGUCUUAGGACUUUGAUUAUGAAUAAUGAUACUCCAAGUGCCUACUACAUACAUUGUUUUGCUCAUCAACUUCAACUAACACUAGUUGCCGUUGCUAAAAAGAAUGAUAGUUGUGGUUGGAUUUUUGAGAUACUUGCAAAUUUAUUGAAUGUGGUUGGAGUUUCUUGCAAGAGAAGAGAAAUGAUUCGACAAGAUCAAGCUCAAGAAGUUGCUCGAGCAUUGGAUGUAGGGGAUAUUGUGAGUGGAUCGGGUUUAAAUCAAGAACUUGGUUUGAAAAGGCCCGGGGAUACUCGUUGGAGUUCUCAUUACAAGUCUCUUUCAAACAUCAUCCUCUUAUUUCCUACAAUUGUUAAGGUACUUGUACACAUUGGGAAGCAUGGUGUAUCGGAAGAUAAGUUCAAAGCUCAAAUUGUUUUAGGACAAUUAGAGUCAUUUGACUUUGUUUUUAUUGCUUACUUGAUGUUGACUAUUUUUGGAUACACUAAUGAUUUGUGUGUUGCUUUGCAAAGAAAGGAGCAAGAUAUUGUAAAUGCCAUGGAACUUGUCACUUACACAAAAAUAGUGUUGCAAAAAAUGAGGGAGCAAGGAUGGGAUACUCUCUUAAACAAGGUAACUUCAUUUUGUGCUAAACAUGGUAUUGUUGUUCCCACUAUGGAUUCUCCUUAUGUUCCUCAAGGAAGAUCAAGACGUUUUGUUGAAGAAGCAACAAAUCAACAUCAUUUUCGGGUUGGAAUUUUUUUAAGAGUGAUUGAUUUGCUUCUUCAAGAACUUGAUGAUCGAUUUAAUGAGAGGAAUAUGGAGAUACUAAUGUGUAUGGCUUGUUUAAGUCCUAAAGAUAACUUCUCAUCCUUUGAUAAAGAUAAGGUACUUAAACUUGCCUCUUUUUAUCCCGAAGAAUUUUCAAGCUUUGAUUUGAUGACUCUUGAAUGUCAACUUGAUAUAUUCAUGGAGAAUAUGCUAAAUGAUGAAAGAUUUCAAGGUUUAAAUGACCUUAAUUCUCUUUCUAUGAUGCUUGUUAAAACUAAUAAGCAUAAGACUUUUCCUCUUAUUCAUUUGCUUAUCAAGUUGAUGUUGAUUCUUCCGGUUGCCACGGCAAGUGUUGAAAGAGUCUUUUCCGCAAUGACAUGUGUAAAAAAUAAGUUGCGAAAUAGCAUGGGUGAUCAACUUAUGAAUGAUUGUUUGGUCACUUUUAUUGAGAAGGAUGUCUUCUUAAGAGUUUUCGAUGAAAAAGUUGUUGAACGCUUCCAAAAUAUGAAGACUCGAAGGAUGAAAGUGUAAUUUUAAUGUAAUGUUUAUGUAAUUUUUUUCAUCAUUUUGAAUUGUAUGACUAAGUAUGUUUUUUAUUUUGAAAUUUUAAUACUAAGUAUUAACCAAUUUGUGUGUUUGAGUUAUUUUUUGUUUUUAUUUUUUGUUAAGCUAUUUGUAAGUUAAGCAUUUUGUCCCCCCGAAUUGAAAAUCCUGGAUCCGCCACUGUUAUAAGCGAGCGUGUUUCGAAAAUUUUUGAGCAUAAGAAGCAAUCUACGUUCUCCCAUUGCACAAGCAAAUGAAAUGCUCUUACACUAGAUUUUGAAAUGUGGAAAAGUAAUAUUCAAAAGAUAUUUAAGAGAAGUACUCGUGUACGGUAUUAAUUACUUCGCACUUGUUUGUUUGAUUGUUGAAGAUUACUAUUUUAGAUUAAUUUCAACUAUAUCGUUAUAAUUAAUACUUGUAGUAAUCAAGGUCUUGCUAACAUUAGACGAAGUAUAUUUCGUGAUCAGCCAGUUUUAAUUAUACACUCUGGCAUACAA
This is a messenger RNA of Chenopodium quinoa (quinoa), 6148 nucleotides long. RefSeq names its product superoxide dismutase [Cu-Zn], chloroplastic-like. Gene Ontology annotation, biological process: removal of superoxide radicals. The transcript has 3 exons. Bases 4023 to 5639 code for a protein of 538 amino acids. The record is from RefSeq and is a predicted model, not a curated record. Gene Ontology annotation, molecular function: protein dimerization activity; copper ion binding; superoxide dismutase activity. NCBI's taxonomy places the organism in Eukaryota, Viridiplantae, Streptophyta, Magnoliopsida, Caryophyllales, Amaranthaceae.